Messenger RNA from Perkinsus marinus ATCC 50983, 1025 nucleotides. RefSeq lists its product as hypothetical. NCBI's taxonomy places the organism in Eukaryota, Perkinsozoa, Perkinsida, Perkinsidae. The transcript has a single exon. Gene Ontology annotation, molecular function: metal ion binding. The record is from RefSeq and is a predicted model, not a curated record. The annotation marks the transcript as partial.
AUGCUCACCAGUCUUCUCCCAGAGCAUAUCGUCAGUAAAACGGUGGGAAGAACCGUCCCAAAAACACUGUCGGCCUUCCAAGCUACCGUUGAAGACCUCCGUACGGCCCUUUCACGUGAAUAUGGUGGUUUCAUCGAGGUGGAGAAACUCCUCACUGAGACACUUACUCGAGGGGCCAAUGAGAGCCUCACUGACUUCAUCGCUCGCAUUGACAACUGGAAAGAUCGUUGCUCGACAGCUGGGUCGCCAGUGCCAGACGCCACUCUCAUCCAAGUCUAUCGGUCGGGAGUGUCCCACGGCCCUUCGAGGGAGGCCAGUUAUGAGUACCCUUGUCGUUGGACGGACUUCCGACUCCGUGCGCUGACAAGAGCGGCAAGGGUCGAUGGCGAGAAGUGUCAGAAGCCCGACACUUCAUCUCAGGAGCAAGCUAAAUCCAAGACUGCCCCAACGCCUUCCUCUAGUCAAAGGCCACCCAACGACAAAAAAGGAGAAGUCUGCCGAAAUAAUCUCCGAGGGCGAUGUCUGAAGGGUGACAAGUGCCCUUAUAAGCACAUUGACCGUGAAUCAUGUCGAAUGUGGGAAGAGAAGGGGCAAUGUCGGUUCGGCGAGUCCUGUAAGUUCAAGCACAGCAAGCCUUCACCGCGAGCGGGGGCCAGCACCGGCGAGAAGCCAUCUGCUGGCGGGCGUCAGCGUGAUCAGUUGAAGGCCAUUUCCAACGAUGGGGACUCGGGUCAGCACGACGUCGACAUCGCAGAGGAAGAGAUCCAGCGAAUCUGGGCCAUGACCGAGCACGUCGAGGACAUUGGGUCCAAUCAUCGGCCGAGCGGUCCACUCCUCACUUUACGGUUCCCCGACGACUCUCCUCCACUACGUGUGCUUCUAGACAGUGGCGCCGUGCGGAACUACAUCACCGUAGAGGAGGUGGAGUCUCGGCCCGAGACUCUCGGGGGUGGCAUAUACUUCCCGAAGUGGCGAUGGCUCGGCUCGCCGACAACAGCAAAAUCCAACUUCGAGGGAAAACUCAA